GUUUUUCGGUGAUUUCAGCCAAUUUUUACGAAGCCUCUUUAGAGCUUCGAGAAAAAGGUGAAAAAAUGCUAGUGUGAUGGCUUGAAUCGCCUUGAGAGUGUUAUGAAUACAAACUAGAUAAUUGGUGGCAACUAGUGAUAACAAUGACGCAAUUCGUAAUACCCAGAAAAUGCCCAGAAGACGAAGUCCAGUGGAGACGGUGCGUGUGAAGUGUGACAAUUCCGGACAGGGGGAAAAAUUGCUCAAUCCUGCGAGGAUCAAAAGCGCGCUGAGGACUUAUCAGCUGAAUGAGGAGUCCUUCUCGGGGUGUCUUUGAUGGCAAUCGUAGAGACUCUCGCUGGCCGAUGGGUGCGGCGAUACAGAGUCUUCUUCCUUCUGGGGCUGCUCAUCAUCUCCUUGCAGGUCUUCCUGGCCUACAAGUCCCUCAAGUUGCCUCUGCUCGGCAGUCACACGAUAGAUGAUGACCUGCACCAUCACCACAUAUCAGCGGCAGAGAAGGAGGCGCACGUUGAGCAGCCCAAAGGGAAGCUGGCGAGUCAAAACCACGUCAUCGUGGAUGACGAGGAUGGCCACAACAGCAACUCCAAUCGGAAUCCCCGGGAAUCCAGCUUGCAUGACAGGAAAACAGCCCAGAAGCUUCACUUGGAGGAUCUGCCCUUCAGCCCACCGUGCUCCAUUCACGCCCGCGAAGCCAUCUCGGCCAUCAAUCGCGCCAAGACGCAGGAAUGCAAGCAACAUAUCGCCAACAUCAGUUGUGCCAUUCAAUCCGGUCAGCUGUACAGCUCCUGGCUGCCCAGCACCUGCCCGAGAGGCCACCAUCUGCCCAAUCGCGCCCUCGGCUGCUACAGAGACGAGAAGAAGUUCCGCAUCCUGUCCGGCUACUAUACAAACUUCAAGGGCAGCAAUUCCCCGUCGCACUGCAUCAAGAUGUGCCUGCAAUCAGGCUUCGUCUACGCCGGAGUACAAUACUCCACAGAGUGCUUCUGUGGCAACGAUGAGCCGCCGGCCAAUGCCAAGCUUCCCGAUCCCAGCUGCAACAUGAAGUGUCCCGGAGAUGCCAAGGAAGCGUGUGGCGGCUACUUUGCCGUCAACAUCUACGAGACGGGCAUCCGGAAGUUCGCAGCACAAGUGGCGGAGUUGAUACCAAAGAGCGGAAAGCCACGGGUCCGGAUUGCCUUCCUUCUCACCCUGAACGGUCGGGCGCUGAGGCAAGUUCAUCGACUUCUGAAAGCGCUCUACUCGCCCCAGAAUUACUUCUACAUCCACGUCGAUUCGCGUCAGGACUAUCUUUUCCGCAACCUAGUGCGCCUGGAGUCAAAAUAUCCCAACAUUCGGCUCACGCGACAGCGCUUCUCCACCAUUUGGGGCGGAGCGUCGCUCUUGCAGAUGUUGCUGACGUCCAUGCGAGAGCUUUUGGCCUCUUCCUGGUCCUGGGAUUAUGUGAUUAAUCUCAGCGAGAGCGAUUUUCCCGUGAAGAGUAUGGAGAAACUGACGGACUUCCUCACGGCGAAUCACGGAAUGAAUUUUGUGAAGUCCCACGGGCGAGAGGUGCAGCGAUUCAUCCAGAAGCAAGGCCUGGACAAGACAUUUGUGGAGUGUGACACGCACAUGUGGCGCGUUGGCGAUCGAGAAUUGCCGCACGGUGUGCAAAUCGACGGUGGAAGUGACUGGAUUGCGCUCAAUCGGGAGUUUGUGGGCUAUGUGACGAAGGAGGAUGUCGAGGAUGACUUGCUGACGGGCCUGCUGACAAUUUUCAGGCACACACUCCUGCCGGCAGAGUCGUUCUUCCACACUGUACUGCGGAACUCGCAGUUUUGCCACACGUACAUCGACAACAAUCUUCACGUGACGAACUGGAAGCGUCGCUUGGGGUGCAAGUGUCAGUACAAGCACGUUGUGGACUGGUGCGGAUGCAGUCCCAAUGACUUCAAACCCGACGACUGGCCGAGACUGCAAGCGACAGAGGCGAAGCAGCUGUUCUUCGCGAGGAAGUUCGAGCCCAUCGUCAAUCAGGCUGUCAUUUUGCAGCUCGAGGAGUGGCUCUUUGGCCCCUAUCCUGCCGACACUCCCAGUCUGAAUCGCUACUGGCAGAGCGUCUAUCACUACCUGGAUCGCAGUCCUCCGCCGGAUGAUGUUCUGCUCACAGUGGCGGCGAGUUUGGCGCGCAUCAAUGCGAAGACGCAGUCAGAAGAGACUCUGCAGUCGGGAAAGAUCGUCGAGGUGAUGAAUUUCAUGGAGGACGAUGAAUUCAAAGGCUUUAUUGUGCAGCAUGAGAUCUCUUGGUCGGCUGACGAGACGGAAUCCAGCCUCAUGGAGAUUCUGGUGAAGCCCACACAAAUGGUUCAGACCGCCAAUCGACGCUUCAGGAGACUCGAAGUGAGUUCAGAUUACGACCAGAAGGAGCAAAUUGGACGCAAUUAUCCGCGCGCUCUCGGCCCACAAUCAGAGCCUGUGCUGAUCUUUCGCUUGGCAGCUUCAGAUAACCACACUGCCCUGGUAAAUCUCACGGCAAUCUGGUUGGAUCCGACUGGAAACCUCGCCGACACUUCUGAGCUUCAUAUCGAAGACGCCAGUGGAGCGUCAGUGAAUUUCGUAAAGGGAAACUUGCGGAAGCCCUUAUUGCCCGGGGUUUGGACAGUGAAACUGAUCCUGAAGAAGACCACGGUGGCAAUUUGUCGCUUCCUGAUCGUCCCAAUGCAAUUUCACGACGGCGAAGAGGUCGCAGUUGAAGAUGCGCGAAGGAUAAACAGAGGAACAAUCAGUGAAUCCCUUCAUGUGUCCAGUGAAUGGAUUUCUCAUGUACAGAGUGCAGCAGAGAGAGCUCCUCUUGAGCUGAAAGCAAGGGAGAACGCUGAGAAAACAGGACGCGAAUUGGCUCAGUGGAUAGACAAUCUUGUGAGUCAAUUCUUCAUCCUUCGCGAGAUGUGCUCGCGCCACGCAAUCCCCCAGCUUAGCUACGUGGAGAAGUGCGAAGACACGGCCUGGAGUUCAGCGGCUCCCGAUCCAAAGAGUGAUGACAAUUUGCAGAGCAACGUGAAAGCGUAGACAAGAGCAAAGAGAGGCAAAUUUGUGAUAUUUUAGCGAUUUCUGGGGACUUUUAGCCCAACUUUUCAGGAGCUUCGCUGUCUUUUUUCCUCCUUUCAAAAGAAAAACAAACACACACACCUCAAAUAUCAGAGUGAAGACGAAUAUUAAAGAAUAUCUCACUGUUUUUCCCUUUCACAAUUUUUAAUGGAGACAAAUAUCUUUCUCAGAUAUUGCAGUGCCAUAUUUAAUGAAUAAGUCACGCAAUAUAGUGUUAAAUAAGGAGCGAGAGAUCACAUUUCACCCUUCAGGAAGUGUGCAUCGAUCAAUUGUAAAAUCAUAUUGAGAUUUUUCCGUGUAAAGUGUAUCAAAUAACUAGUAUGAAAUCCUUAAAUAUAUUUUUUUCUAUCAAAAA
Molecule: messenger RNA, 3439 nt
Organism: Phlebotomus argentipes
Lineage: Eukaryota; Metazoa; Arthropoda; Insecta; Diptera; Psychodidae
Gene: oxt
Product: xylosyltransferase oxt
Exons: 2
Coding region: 316-3045 (909 amino acids)
Biological process (GO): chondroitin sulfate proteoglycan biosynthetic process; heparan sulfate proteoglycan biosynthetic process
Cellular component (GO): membrane
Molecular function (GO): protein xylosyltransferase activity
Source: RefSeq, a predicted model, not a curated record